Rhinolophus ferrumequinum (greater horseshoe bat) is the source of this 1050-nucleotide messenger RNA. RefSeq names its product prepronociceptin (gene PNOC). The record is from RefSeq and is a predicted model, not a curated record. Gene Ontology annotation, molecular function: opioid receptor binding. Gene Ontology annotation, cellular component: neuronal cell body; axon terminus; dendrite. NCBI's taxonomy places the organism in Eukaryota, Metazoa, Chordata, Mammalia, Chiroptera, Rhinolophidae. Gene Ontology annotation, biological process: sensory perception; neuropeptide signaling pathway; chemical synaptic transmission. The transcript has 4 exons. Bases 75 to 602 code for a protein of 175 amino acids.
UCAGAACCGAGCCUCACAUCCGAGGGAGCCGGGCCACUGACAGCUCUCAGCAUCUUGCUUUCCACUCCUGCACCAUGAAAAUCCUGCUUUCUGACCUCCUGUUGCUCAGCCUCUUCUCCAGCGUGUCCAGCACCUGUCAGAAGGACUGCCUGACUUGCAGAGAGAAGCUCCGCCCAGCUCUUGACAGCUUCAACCUUGAGGUGUGCAUCCUCGAGUGUGAAGGGAAGGUCUUAGGCAGCCCUCUCUGGACUCCGUGCACCAAGGUCAUGGCCAGGGGCUCCUGGCCACUCAGCCCUGCUGACCCAGGGCACUCGGCGCCCGCUCUUUACCAGCCAAGAGCCUCCGAGAUGCAUCUGAAGAGAAUGCCCCGCAUCAGGAGCCUAUUCCAAGCACAGAAAGAGACAGAGCCCGGCAUGGAUGAGGCUGGAGACAUGGAGCAGAAGCAGCUGCAGAAGAGGUUCGGGGGCUUCACCGGGGCCCGCAAGUCGGCCCGCAAGUUAGCCAACCAGAAGCGGUUCAGUGAGUUUAUGAGGCAAUACCUGGUCCUGAGCCUGCAGUCCAGCCAGCGCCGGCGCACUCUGCAGCAGAAUGGUAAUGUGUAGCCGGAAGGGGAGCCCCUCCCAGCUGCACCGUCCACUUCAACCCAUGAGUGUCCAGGUGAUCCCCAAAACAGCAUGUCUGCAGCCCCAGACCUGCCGGCUGGGCCUCAGGAUUCCUUCCUCCCCACGGCACUGAGGCAUGCUUUGCCUCCGUCUGCACCCCCAAGGGUGCAGAACCACGCCCUCUGGUUGUCUUUCCCUCCCCCCACACUCCCCCAUAGCAUGUUUCAUGACAACAUUGUUGCUACAUCAGAGUGUAUUUUUGUAAUUCCUCCAGCUAACAUUUAAACAGGCCCAUCUUUCCUUCUUACCCGCCUCUUCCUUCUUCUAGGGGUGGGUUAAAGGAACAGGACAUCAGCCUGGGGUUUUGACUGGUCACUGCCAUAACUUGUUUGUAAAAGAGCUGUUCUUUCUGAUUGUUUUAAACAGCUAUUUCUCCAUUAAACUUCUA